AGUUGGUUGCAGCCAUGCAAAAGUAACCACUUUGCUCCAUUCUUGCGAUCUCAUUCUUGACUGCUUGUCCCAACAUCACUCGCCAUGUCGACACUGGCUCAUACUGUCACCAUCAAUAUUCCCUUUCCCGACACUCGACUAGCUACAAUAGCGCAACAAGUGCUCUCAGUCGACAAAGAACUGAAAGCAGCUGAAUGUCAAAAGGAGAUGAAUGUGGAAGGAACGUCUCUGGUUGUCACCAUACGAGGAGUAUCUGUCCGGGUUGUGCGAACGGCGGUAUCGAGCUUUUUGGAUUUUGCGGGACUGGUGGUGAAUACAAUGGAGGCUUUCGGGGAGGACGAACCGAGAUAGUUGACAUCUGCUCGUUCCUUGUACAUUAUGUCAAAUAUGUAUAUAGACGGGGUGCUCUCCACGUUCAAAAGAUAGAAAUCCAAAAAGUAGAUGGGAAUGUUUUUAAUUCAAAAAGUAUCAGCAAGCAUCCUAAAAUGCAUUGCUGCUUAUUUGCU
Messenger RNA from Spizellomyces punctatus DAOM BR117, 506 nucleotides. RefSeq lists its product as uncharacterized. Bases 85 to 351 code for a protein of 88 amino acids. The transcript is spliced from 3 exons. The record is from RefSeq and is a predicted model, not a curated record. Gene Ontology annotation, cellular component: EKC/KEOPS complex. NCBI's taxonomy places the organism in Eukaryota, Fungi, Chytridiomycota, Chytridiomycetes, Spizellomycetales, Spizellomycetaceae.